AUGUCCGAGAAUGUCGCGACGCCAACCGCCGCACCACCGGCCGCGCCGGCGGCCGCGCAACCGGCCAAGAAGCUGCGUAGCUGCGUGGUCUGCCGUCAUCGCAAGGUCCGCUGCGACAAGCAGUCGCCAUGCUCCAACUGCCGCCGCGCCGGCAUUGCCUGCACCGUGCCCUCCAAUGACCGCCCGCCCAGGUGGGCGCGCCGGCUCGAGCGCCUCACAGACAGCAGUGCCACGGCGUCUCCCGUGGCAGCCCCAGAAGUGCCCGAUCCCGGAGCCACCCAGGUGCUGGAUAGGCUGCGAACCCUCGAAAGCCUGGUCAAGGAGCUGAGCGGCCAGCUCGAGCAGGCGAAUGCCGCGGGCGGAUCGUCUAACGCCAACUCGCCUGGAAGUGCCGCUCAGGAGCAAGGUGCCGCCCGGACGACAGGCAGUACACCGUCGAGCACGAGCGGAGCUGCCAUGCAGAAGCAUUUCGGCAGGCUCAUCCUUAAGGACCAGGCACAGAGCCGCUAUGUCAGCAGCGGCUUCUGGUCUCGGGUGAGCGACGAGCUUGAUGGAUUGAAACAGAGCACGCAAGAACUCGCCGACAGCGAUUCUGAUGAUUCAUCCGAUGACUCUCCCGGUACUACACCCUCGACACGGGAGCACAACCGGGCGCCGUCAGACCGCUCUGCCUUCCUCUUUCACCACAACCUCAGCAAUACCGGCGGCAAGGGGCCAGACUUGCGCCAGUUCCGUCCACUACCCUCACAGAUUCCAUUUCUCCUCAAUACGUUCUCUGAGAAUGUGAAUUUUAUCUUGCAGAUCAUGCAUAUGCCAACAGUACACAAAAUGGUGCGCGAGGUCCGGGGAGAUGCCUCAACGCUCAGCCCAUCUAGCGAGGCUGUGCUGUUCUCAACCUACUACGCAGCAGUUGUGUCCAUGGAUGAUGAAGACGUCACCACAAACUUUGGCUCUGCAAAAGCUGAUCUCGCCCUCAAAUUCCGUCUUGGCCUCGAGAAUGCCUUGGCCGCGGCCAACUUCCUCAUUACGCCCAACAUUCUGCUAGUCCAAGCUUUCACAACCUUCCUCUUCCUCGUUCGCCUCCAAGACAGCCCCAAAUUUGUGUGGAUGAUGACUGGUCUCGCCAUCAGGAUGGCCCAGAGCCUCGGGCUGCAACGCGAUGGUUCUCACUUUCCCAACCUGCCUCCCUUCGAGGUCGAAACAAGGCGCAGGGUUUGGGCAGCGUUAUGUCUUCUCGACAUCCGUGCGUCGGAGAAUCAGGGCUCAGACCUGACCAUCUCCCUGAAUAGUUUUGACACGCAGCUCCCUCUGAACAUCAAUGACGAUGACAUCAGUCCCGAUACCAAAGAGACGCCGAAAGAGCGAGACGGCCUUACUGACAUGUCAUUCCCCAUCAUCACCUACGAACUUUGCCACGCCACCCUGCAGAUGAUGGGCCCAGGCGGCGUGCGCGGCGGCGGCGGACCGAGCCUAGACGAACAGAGCCAGAUGCUGGACGCACAUUUCGAGAGGUUCAAGCGGGGCUAUCUUCGCUACACGGACCAGACCGACAAUAUCGCAUACUGGGUCGCUUCCACGUCCGUCCGCCUCGUUGUCGGUAAGAUGACGCUGCUAAUCUACCUCCCGGCGCUCUUCUCCUCGCCCAACGAGCACUUCUCUGAUGAGAUCCGGAACAAGCUGCUCGUCGCCGCAAUCGAGGUGGCCGAGUACAACCACACCUUGAAUACCGAACCGCGUGCCCGCCAGUGGCGCUGGAUCUACCAGACCUACGCCCACUGGUACGCAAUCGUGUAUAUGCUCCUCGAGAUCGCCAGGCGUCCGUGGUCACCUGUCGUGGAGCGGGCCUGGACUGCCCUCCAGAGUAGCUGGCUGUUCCCAGACCAGCACAAGAUGGACAAGAGCUUACCUAUCUGGGUACCGCUACGGAGGUUGAUGGCAAAGGCGCGCAAGCACCGUCGAGACCAGCUCGAAAGGCUUAGAGGAGAUCCAAGCGCGGUGCAGGAGUUGGAGUUGAAAGAUCGGGACGUCCCUGCUCCAGGCAGCACGGGACCUUUUCCUGAAGGCAAGGCUGUCGAGGGAUUCCUUGAGCACUGGCGAAGCCUCGUCAAAGAACCACCGUCGCAGCCUGUCGCGCGCCAGGAGUCUGCCGACAAGUCCACCUCGCAGCAACCAAGUCCGCCACCGGCGGCCGCGAGUAUACCCCAACCAUACACACCUUUCUCGACCAGCCAGCAAGGCGCGUGGGGCGCUCCGAAUAUGGGCUUUGGCGCAGCCUCACAGGUGACCAACCCUGCUUUCGCAGCGGGUAUGACCUCCCAGCUCGGGGUGCCACCAACAGGAUCCGACUGGAUGGGCUUCGGGUCUUGGCUCUUUGGCGAUCCCCAUCAGACGGCCGACGUCUUUACCGACGUGGAUGUGGAUAUGACUCUGGAUGACGGAAGUAUGAACUGGAACAACUGGCUCGAGUCCGCCGCCGUUACGGAGCUCGAGAUGGCCUCUCAAAGCCAUGCAGGAUGGGCUCCCAUGCCGCCUGACCAGGGCUUCUGA
Molecule: messenger RNA, 2547 nt
Organism: Thyridium curvatum
Lineage: Eukaryota; Fungi; Ascomycota; Sordariomycetes; Thyridiales; Thyridiaceae
Exons: 3
Coding region: 1-2547 (848 amino acids)
Biological process (GO): regulation of DNA-templated transcription; DNA-templated transcription
Molecular function (GO): DNA binding; zinc ion binding; DNA-binding transcription factor activity, RNA polymerase II-specific
Source: RefSeq, a predicted model, not a curated record